CACAUGUCAUUGCCUUUGCUCUCGUCUUUAAACAUGUCUGUGUGUGUCAAGCGGUUGUUAAGAUUCUGGAAUAUUUACAUCAGUUCAUUUACGUUGGUCAAAGAAUGGAAACACUCAAGUAUACACGGGAAUUUUCUAGGAUUGGUGGAGGGAAACUUGAUUUUAGUUCGUCUUGCACACAAAGAAUCAUCAUAGAUGUUACAAAUCUGUUAUUCCUAGGUGUCUUCUAUCUGUCUUUGCUUGUAGGUUCCAUCACGAAAAGCUAUCAAGUUAGUGGCAGCAAUAGAAGGGACUGGAUUUCUGUGUUUGUUUCAUCCCUCUGUUUUAUUAUUAGCAUUGCCUACACUAGUGUUGGAUUGUGGGAUCUAAUAGCUGGAAAGGAUAGAUUUGAUGGUUUUAUCUGGUUGGUUUACCUUGCUAGAGCACUAGUCUGGGUUUCGUUGGCAGUUUCAUUGCUUGUUAGAAAAUCCAAAUGGACCAGAAUUGUUGUUAGAAUCUGGUGGGUGUCUUUCUCUUUGCUGGUUUCAGCUCUAAACAUUGAAAUUUUGGCUAGAGAACGUAGUAUUCAGGUUCUUGAAGUGUUUCCUUGGGUUGUCAAUUUCUUACUUCUAUUUUCUGCCUUUAGAAACUUGAAUCAUUUUGCUCGUCUACAAACCCCAGACAAGAGUCUGUCAGAACCUCUAUUAGGAGGGAAGGAUGAAAAGAACCGAUCAAAACUAUACAGGGCCAGUUUUCUUAGCAGAUUGACCUUUUCGUGGAUUAGUCCUUUGCUUGGCUUAGGCUACACAAAACCAUUAGAUCGUGAAGACAUCCCUUCUUUAGUACCCGAGGAUGAGGCCAAUGCAGCCUAUCAAAAAUUUGCUUCUGCAUGGGAUUCCCUUGUACGGGAAAAGAGUUCGAACAGCACUAAGAACUUGGUUCUUCAGGCUGUGGCAAAAAUACAUUUCAAAGAAAAUAUUUCUGUAGGUAUAUGUGCUUUUUUAAGGACACUGGCAGUAGUAGCACUUCCUCUUUUGCUCUAUGCCUUUGUAAAUUAUUCAAAUCUUGAUGAGCAGAAUCUGCAUCAAGGUCUUUCAAUAGUUGGAGGUCUAAUUCUUGUGAAGGUAGUCGAGUCACUGUCUCAGAGGCACUGCUUCUUCUAUUCAAGACAAUCAGGCAUGAGAAUGAGAUCAGCCUUAAUGGUGGCGAUAUACAAAAAGCAACUCAAUCUUUCAAGUUCAGGAAGAAGAAGGCACUCGACUGGUGAGAUUGUAAAUUACAUUGCAGUUGAUGCCUAUCGUAUGGGAGAAUUUCCUUGGUGGUUUCAUUCAACAUGGAGUCUGGCAUUGCAACUCUUUCUAUCAAUUGGUGUCCUUUUCUUCGUUGUGGGUCUUGGUGCUCUUACUGGAUUAGUCCCCCUCCUCCUAUGCGGUCUUCUUAAUGUGCCAUUUGCAAGAAUGCUCCAAAAGUGUCAAGCAGAGUUGAUGAUCUCACAGGAUGAACGACUCAGGGCUACUUCUGAAAUCUUGAACAGCAUGAAAAUCAUCAAGUUACAAUCUUGGGAAGAGAAUUUCAAGAAUUUGAUGGAAUCCCACCGAGAUAAGGAAUUCAAAUGGUUGGCAGAAAUGCAGUUUAAGAAGGCUUAUGGUACUCUUAUGUAUUGGAUGUCUCCAACAAUCAUUUCUUCUGUUGUCUUCUUGGGAUGUGCCCUUUUUGGGAGUGCCCCAUUAAAUGCUAGCACCAUCUUCACAGUUCUUGCGACUCUAAGAGGCAUGGGAGAGCCUGUCAGAAUGAUUCCCGAGGCUCUUUCAGUCAUGAUCCAAGUCAAGGUCUCUUUUGAUAGAAUCAAUAACUUUUUACUUGAUGAUGAGCUCAAGGAUGACAAUAUCAAGAAAACUCAGACACUGAAUUCUGAUCGAAGCGUAACAAUUCAAGAAGGUAAAUUCAGCUGGGAUCCUGAAUUAAAUAUGCCAACACUGAGAGAAGUAAACUUGGAUGUAAAAUCAGGGCAGAAAAUUGCAGUUUGUGGGCCAGUUGGGGCUGGGAAAUCAUCACUCCUAUAUGCUAUACUCGGAGAGAUACCUAAACUAUCAGAAACUGUUGAUGUGAGGGGAUCCAUUGCCUAUGUUUCUCAAACUUCUUGGAUCCAAAGUGGAACGGUUCGUGACAACAUACUCUAUGGAAAGCCAAUGGACCAAGCAAAAUAUGAGAAAGCUAUAAAAUUUUGUGCUUUAGACAAGGAUAUCAAUAGUUUUCGGUAUGGAGACCUCACAGAAAUAGGCCAGAGAGGGCUUAAUAUGAGUGGUGGUCAAAAGCAGAGGAUUCAACUUGCUCGGGCUGUCUACAAUGAUGCUGAUAUUUAUCUCCUUGAUGAUCCUUUUAGUGCAGUAGAUGCACAUACUGCCUCAAUUCUAUUUAAUGACUGUGUCAUGACUGCUUUAGAAAAGAAGACUGUCAUACUAGUGACUCACCAAGUGGAGUUCCUCGCAGCAGUAGACAGAAUUCUUGUCAUGGAAGGUGGAAAAAUUACACAAUCAGGAAGCUACGAAGAGCUCUUGAUGGCAGGAACGGCAUUCGAACAGCUUAUUAAUGCGCAUAAAGAUGCAAUGACAUUAUUGGGUCCUUUAAGCAAUGAAAAUCAAGGGGAAUCUUUGAAGGUAGACAUGGUUCGAUCGGACGAGUCUCAUCUGUCUGGUCCUGCUAAAGAAAACAGUGAAGGGGAAAUUUCGGUAAAAAGUGUGCCAGGAGUACAGCUAACAGAAGAAGAAGAGAAGGAGAUUGGCGAUGCUGGAUGGAAGCCAUUCCUCGAUUAUCUCACUGUCUCAAAGGGAACACCUCUUUUAUGCCUAAGCAUUCUUACUCAAUGUGGCUUUGUUGCUUUUCAGGCAGCUGCAACUUACUGGCUAGCAUUUGCCAUCCAAAUUCCUAACAUUAGUAGUGGCUUCUUGAUUGGAAUUUACACUCUGAUUUCAACACUCAGUGCUGUCUUUGUAUAUGGGAGGUCUUACUCUACUGCCUGUCUGGGGUUAAAAGCUUCUAAAACCUUCUUCUCUGGUUUCACCAACGCAAUUUUUAAAGCUCCCAUGCUCUUCUUCGACUCCACCCCCGUUGGACGGAUUCUGACUCGUGCUUCAUCAGACCUGAGUGUUCUGGAUUUUGACAUUCCUUUUGCCUUCAUCUUUGUGGCGGCUCCUCUGACAGAGCUUCUUGCAACUAUAGGCAUUAUGGCCUCAGUCACAUGGCAAGUUCUGAUAGUAGCCAUCCUUGCUAUGGCAGCUUCAAAAUAUGUUCAGGGAUAUUAUUUAGCUUCUGCAAGGGAACUAAUAAGAAUUAAUGGAACAACAAAGGCUCCAGUUAUGAAUUAUGCAGCAGAGACAUCACUUGGUGUUGUCACAAUAAGAGCUUUUAAGAUGGUGGACAGGUUCUUCCAAAACUAUCUAAAGCUUGUAGACAAUGAUGCUGUGCUAUUCUUCCAUUCUAAUGGAGCCAUGGAAUGGCUAGUCAUAAGAACAGAGGCAAUCCAGAAUAUGACCUUAUUCACAGCUGCUCUUCUUCUAAUUUUACUCCCAAAGGGCUAUGUACCUCCAGGACUCGUGGGGCUUUCGUUGUCUUAUGCACUUUCACUAACUGGCACUCAAGUCUUUAUGACACGAUGGUAUUGCAAUUUGGCGAAUUACAUAAUCUCAGUAGAACGCAUUAAACAGUUCAUGAACAUACCACCCGAGCCUCCUGCUGUUGUUGAGGACAAGAGGCCACCAUCUUCAUGGCCCUUUAGCGGCAGGAUAGAGCUUCAAGAGUUGAAGAUUAGAUACCGUCCAAAUGCUCCGCUAGUUCUCAAAGGAAUCAACUGCACAUUCAAGGAAGGAACAAGAGUAGGAGUUGUGGGGAGGACUGGAAGUGGAAAAACUACCCUGAUAAGUGCUUUGUUUCGGUUAGUAGAGCCUGAAAGUGGGAAAAUUCUUAUCGAUGGACUUGACAUAUGUUCUAUGGGUCUGAAGGAUCUAAGAAUGAAGCUCAGCAUCAUUCCUCAAGAGCCAACUCUUUUCAGGGGAAGCAUUCGAACUAACUUGGAUCCUUUAGGACUUCACUCUGAUCAGGAAAUAUGGGAGGCUUUGGAUAAGUGUCAGCUGAAGGCAACAAUCAGCAGCCUUCCUCAUCUGCUGGACUCGUCAGUGAGCGAUGAAGGCGAAAAUUGGAGCGCAGGGCAACGACAACUAUUUUGCCUGGGAAGAGUCCUUCUAAAAAGAAAUAGAAUUCUAGUUCUUGAUGAAGCUACUGCUUCCAUUGAUUCUGCUACUGAUGCCAUUCUACAAAGAAUUAUCAGGCGAGAAUUCUCAGAUUGCACAGUGAUCACAGUAGCUCAUAGAGUUCCAACUGUCAUAGAUAGUGACAUGGUUAUGGUUCUCUCUUACGGGAAAUUGCUGGAGUAUGGUGAACCGACAAAGCUACUGGAAACGAACUCCUCCUUCUCUAAACUUGUAGCUGAAUACUGGGCUAGUUGCAGGCAGCACUCUCACCGGAAUUUUGAAAAAUAAUCGGUCAUGAUUUCAUGAUGAGAAUCACAAGAGCUUUUCCUCUCCAGAAAAUCACGUACCUUUCGUGGUUUAAUAAAAUCCUUCUCGGAAAAAUUAAUAAAUAAUCAUAUGUCUGUUGUAAUAUUUUAUUUUGUCGUGAUAUCCUACUACUCUCCCCGUGCACAUGCAUGCUUCUCCAUUUUUGGAUUACAAAAAGAAUAUUUUUAUAAUUUCCAAUAUUUUAUAA
This is a messenger RNA of Populus nigra (black poplar), 4740 nucleotides long. RefSeq names its product ABC transporter C family member 8. Gene Ontology annotation, molecular function: ATP hydrolysis activity; ABC-type transporter activity; ATP binding. The record is from RefSeq and is a predicted model, not a curated record. Gene Ontology annotation, cellular component: vacuolar membrane; plant-type vacuole. NCBI's taxonomy places the organism in Eukaryota, Viridiplantae, Streptophyta, Magnoliopsida, Malpighiales, Salicaceae. Gene Ontology annotation, biological process: transmembrane transport. The coding region runs from base 105 to 4514 and encodes 1469 amino acids. The transcript has 12 exons.